UUUUCGCAAAUCUCAGAGAAGUUUUGUAUUGGACUACUUCGAUGCACUUGAUUAAGGUGAUAUGAAGAAGAAUUCAAGAUCAAAACAUCAUAUCAUUGAAGAUGAAAUCCAAUAAGAAUCGUCUAAAACGAGGAAUAAUUGGAUGAAUUUGAUUGAAAAUCAUUUAUUGAAAGCACCGAAAUGGGGCUAAAAAAUCAUAAUAGAAUCAAAACCAUCAGCCAUUGCAGAUGAAUUACUCGAAAAAUCCCUCCAGGAAUAUUUGCAGCAAGAACGGAUUCAAAUUGCUAACCUUUAAAAUCCAACUUUACCCGGGAAAAUGAGUCAGUUCGGAUGACUUCAGGUCUAUAUUAUGACUGAAUUGUGAAUAUGAAUGGAGUGAUUCAAACUAUUAGCGUAUUAUUAGUAAUACAAAUAAGCUGUUCCUACGGUCAAAGCACAUCUGCCAAUUCCAAGUGCCUUACACCGGAUAAUUACGUAGGAAAAUGUAUAAGCAUUAGAGAUUGCAAAGAUUUACUUCUAUUACUCGAAUACAGAGGUAAAGAUCCCAGAGUGGUUCAGUUUCUUCGUAAAUCGCAAUGUGGAGUAGCUGGCAAUAACCCAAAAGUAUGCUGCAGUACUGGAGUUGUAAAUAAUCCGAAACCGCCGCCAUCACCACCUAAAGAUGAUUCUGAUUCGAAAGUUUGCGGAAUUCCCGAUGUAUCUCAAAAAAUCAUUGGCGGAGAAGGAGUUGCUCUGGGAGAUUACCCUUGGAUGGCUGCGUUAGGAUACAGAAGAAGGAAACAUGCUGGACCAGAAUGGAUUUGCGGUGGAACUCUGAUUAGCAGCAGAUAUGUGUUGACAGCGUCCCAUUGUCUUCAUGGAAUCAGCCCAUGGGAAUUGUAUAUGGUUCGAUUAGGAGACGUGAACUUGAACAGUACAGUCAACGAUGGCGCUACACCUUUGGAUAUUCCCAUUGAAAGUACACUGAUUCAUGAAAAAUACACUAGUUCUCCAAUAACCAACGACGUUGCUCUGGUCAAACUGAAAUAUGCUGUGCAAUAUACAGAUCUAAUCAAACCAAUAUGUCUUCCGGCGGCUCAAGAUUUCAAAAGUAAGAAUAUUUUAGACCACCAAUACGCCUUUGUUGCUGGCUGGGGAAAAACUUCAUUCACUAUUACAAACUCGUUCAGCUCUCAUCUUCAAGACUUGCGUGUUCCUAUUCAACCAAUCGAUGUUUGUAAACAAGCCUAUAAAACGAUUCCAAGAUCGUACGUAGACGAUAGGAAUAUCUGCGCUGGAUAUUUACAAGGACAAAAGGAUUCGUGUCAGGGUGAUUCUGGAGGCCCACUGAUGUGGAUCAAUUCGUACGAUUCAAAGUACUACCUCAUUGGUAUCGUUUCAUUCGGUUAUAAAUGUGCUGAACCAGGGUAUCCUGGGGUUUACACGAAAGUUGCCGAGUAUAUGGACUGGAUAAGACUUCAUGCGAAAUAAUUUUUUUUUUUAAAAGAUGUUCUAUAUUUUUAGUGAAUUUACUCCUAUAAUCUAAUCUUCGUGUUAUUUUUUUAUACGUGAAAUAAAUUUUUUUUUAACAACU
This is a messenger RNA of Planococcus citri (citrus mealybug), 1573 nucleotides long. RefSeq names its product venom protease-like. The record is from RefSeq and is a predicted model, not a curated record. Gene Ontology annotation, biological process: proteolysis. The transcript is spliced from 9 exons. Gene Ontology annotation, molecular function: serine-type endopeptidase activity. The coding region runs from base 367 to 1470 and encodes 367 amino acids. NCBI's taxonomy places the organism in Eukaryota, Metazoa, Arthropoda, Insecta, Hemiptera, Pseudococcidae.